UCCCCCGUUGGCAGAGAGCGAAACAAACAUGGCGAUAGACUCGAGUGGACGGUGGUUCACGCUAACUUUAUUCGUGUUUUCUUGUGUUUUUGCGGGCAGCCAGGCUGAGGCGGCGGUUUCAGAGUCGAGAAGCGCCACUCAGAUACUCGGCAUGAGGCUGGAAAGGAGCGACAGACCCGCUGCGACCACCAAGACGGGGGUUAUUCAGGUGACCGAGGGCAGCGACAUCCUCUUCAGGUUCUACGGGCUCCACUUGUUCCCAAACAGCUCGGAGCUCAUCAGGUUCAUGGAACUGUACUCCAGUGACAAAGAGGACGAUGAUACCGGCUCAGUCGUGGUCUCCUUCAAUAGGACUUGUCCCGAACACACGAAGGAUAUAGCGGUGAAGGGGCCCAUGGAGGUGAGCAACCAGAACACCUCCGGGGUGGUCAGCCUCAGCAUCAAGCAGCUCCGUAAGAGCGAAGUGGUCAAAGUGUUCGGCGUGUGCGUCCGCGACACGCAGGAGCAGAGGUGGAACCUGCUGGACGAUAAGGACGGCAGGCUGCGGGUGGUGGAGGAGAAGAAGUCCCUGUUGCCCAUUUGGCUGCAGGUGAUCCUCAUCUCCUUCCUGCUGGUGCUGUCCGGCAUGUUCAGCGGACUCAACCUGGGGCUGAUGGCGCUGGACCCGAUGGAGCUGCGCAUCGUGCAGAGCUGUGGCACCGAGAAGGAGAAGAAGUACGCGCGGAAGAUCGAGCCCAUUCGCAGGAAAGGCAACUACCUGCUGUGCUCACUGCUCCUGGGGAACGUCCUGGUCAACACCACCCUCACCAUCCUGCUGGACGACCUGAUCGGCUCGGGGCUGGGCGCAGUGGUGGCCUCCACCAUCGGCAUCGUGAUCUUUGGUGAGAUCGUCCCACAGGCGCUGUGCUCCCGGCACGGUCUGGCAGUCGGAGCCAACACCAUCCUGGUCACCAAGUUGUUCAUGCUGUUGACCUUCCCCCUCUCCUGGCCCAUCAGCAAGAUCCUGGACUGCGUGCUGGGCCAGGAGAUCGGCACCGUGUACAACCGUGAGAAGCUGGUGGAGAUGUUAAAGGUCACAGAGCCCUACAAUGACCUGGUGAAAGAAGAGCUCAACAUGAUCCAAGGGGCGCUGGAGCUCAGGACCAAAACAGUGGAGGAUGUCAUGACCCCAAUCAACAACUGCUUCAUGAUCCACAGCGACGCCGUGCUGGACUUCAACACCAUGUCUGAGAUCAUGGAGAGCGGAUACACCAGGAUACCUGUGUACGAGGGCGAGCGCUCCAACAUCGUGGACAUCCUCUUCGUCAAGGACCUGGCCUUCGUGGACCCGGACGACUGCACCACUCUGAAGACCAUCACCAAGUUCUACAACCACCCAGUCCACUUUGUGUUCCAUGACACCAAGUUGGACUCCAUGCUGGAGGAGUUCAAGAAAGGAAAAUCCCACCUGGCAAUUGUGCAGAAGGUGAACAACGAGGGGGAGGGAGAUCCUUUCUACGAAGUCCUGGGGUUGGUCACUCUGGAGGACGUAAUCGAAGAAAUAAUUAAAUCAGAGAUUCUGGAUGAAUCAGACCUUUACACCGAUAACCGCACCAGGAAAAAGGUGGCGCCCAAUAAGAACAAGAGAGACUUCUCUGCCUUCAAACACGAGAGUGAAUCAAAAGUGAAGAUCUCUCCUCAGCUGCUGCUGGCUGCCCAUCGCUUCCUGGCUACAGAGGUGAGCUUGUUCAGCCCAUCUCAGAUCUCAGACAAGGUGCUGCUGCGAAUCCUGCGGCAUCCUGACGUGAUCCAGGAGAUCAAGUUCAACGACAGCGACAAGCGCUCGCUCCACCACUACGUCUACCAGAGGGGGAAACCUGUCGACUACUUCAUCCUCAUCCUGCAGGGUCGAGUGGAGGUGGAGGCUGGAAACGAGAACAUGAAGUUUGAGACCGGACCUUUCUCGUUCUAUGGUGUCAUGGCGCUCAGUGCUCCCACUCUGGUGGCUGCACCUCGUCCUCGCCUCCUCUCCUUUAAGAGGUUUUCUCUGUUCUCUCGGUUGCCAGGUAAAACAGUUUCCUAUGACUCACUGAGGCCCCCUGCUGGAAGACUGACACCUACUGAGUUUCGUUCACCGUCCCACCUCAGCGGCUUGAACCGAACAGCCUCCCUGAGCGGAGCCGACCGCACCGAGUCGCUCUCCGUCAGCGGCAGCAACAGCCAGCUCAACAACAGCAUCCCCUCGCAGCAGUACACACCCGACUUCUACGUCCGAGCCCUCACAGACCUGCAGUUUGUCAAGAUCACCCGGGCUCAGUACCAGAACGGCCUGAUGGCGUCCCGUCUGGACAGCACGCCUCAGUCCCCCGAGAGCGGCCACAACGCCACCCGCCUGGAUCAGACGACUCCCCCCGCCACCGCCAACACCACCAUCACGGACAUGGCGGCCGACUCCACCCCGACGGAGAACGGGCCCGACGAGACGACGCUCCUCCUCCUCAACGAGCAGAACUCGCCGCACACGGCCAACCACCACCACAGCCAGCUGGAGAACAGCGUUUGACCCCGACCCCAUCCUCCGCUCUCCUGCGUCUGCGCACAUGCACUACUGCGCUCGGACGCACGCCGAGGAGGGGAGGAUUGCGUGUCGGUGAGUUAGCGCGAGGGAGCGGGAAUGCAGACGCGAGGCCCGGAGAGACAAGCCAUGUGCGCGCAUAUAAUGUACAUAUGCAAGGAUUAAGCAAAACACACACACACCAAAGUAUACACUGAUGAGCCAGAACAUUAAAACCACGCACGGAUGAAGCGUCGAUUAAGUCGUACUAGCGGUGCACGUAGAGGUUUGGAAGUGAUGCAUGACAAGAAAAAGCUGUCCAAGGAGGGACAAACCAGCAGAUAGUUCCAAUUAGCAUCUUCCAGGACUUAGAAGAUUUUUGGUGCGCCUUCAGGAGUCUGUGCAGUGUUAGGCAGGGGUGGCCAUAGUGUUUUUCCUCAUCAGUGUACUUACACGUACCAAAGUGUAUUGUGGAAGCUCGCCACAUCCACUUCUCCACCAUGAACAGACCCACUGCAAACCCGGCAACCACCUGUUAUACUUCACCGACAGAGAGCGUCAUCCGUGCGUCUGUUUGCACGCGCUUCUCCACGUAUCCAUGACGACAAACAUCCAAAGGACCACAGAGCACCUCCUUUCGGAAGGCGUUUCCUGAUUUGAGUUGCGUGUCGCUUUCUGAUUCACGCCUCCACCCCCCAAUCAAGAGACUCAGGAAGACUCCGCCCUCCUCACCCUCCAUUCUCCUCCCCACCUUUUUUUUUUUCCUCCAGAUGUACAUACAUGCAAGCGCGGUCGAAAAAAGCCGCGAACCGAACCCGCAUGUGUAGCAGCCUGCGUCCCCCUCCACCGCAUCCAUGCAGCUAGAAGACAAAGAGUACCCGAGCAUGUCAGCAGAGUUCAAACAAAGUAAUAUAUGUUCCGUAGAAAUUUAUAGUCGCAUAUUUAUUGAUGAAAUGUGUGUGAGACGGACACACAAGACUCCUACUGACUCUUGUUUUGGUGGGGUGGGGGGGUGGAUAUAUAGAUAUAUAUAUAUAUAUAUAUGUGUGUGUGUGUGUUUAUAUACGAGGAUGCUUCGAAAACUUCUCGGCCUCACCAGAAACCGUCACAGGAGGUGUUGUUGCUCAACAGUCUCUCUCAAGAAGGUCACAUCUUGAGCCUCCAGAUAGUCCUCUGCACCAUGCAAGACAUCUUCUUCCUAUUGAAAACAGUGAACACAUAUAUCCGAUUUCAGUUUGGGAAGCCGACAGAAGUCAGACUGUGCAGGUCAGGUGAAUAAGGUGCACUGGGCAACAGUUCAGCUCUAAAAUUUCUUCUUCAAACAUCAGAUUUUUUUGUUGACAGCAAUUUAAGGCUUUACAGUAUACGGUAAUGCCCCGAAAUGGGAGGCCAAGAACUCGUUUUGAAGCAUCCUCGUAUAUAUGUGCAUAUAAUAUAUAUAUACACAACUUCUUGUGCCCUGCAUAGAAACAGUGAGUAGCCCAGAGCCUUUAUCUCAGAGUUGUUAAGAGAUUCACCGCUGAUAGACAGUCAGUCUGUAUCGUGAUUAAGACAAUCAAUAUGAAUAUAAUGAAUGUGUUAAAUGUGUAGGGUACGUUAACUGCGACCGCUCUGCUCUCAAACUGCCGUCUCUCUCUAUGAAAUCUUUAGCUGUCAUCCUGAAACCGUGGUGGGCAGUUUUUUUUUUGUUCUUGUUGAUUUUGUUUUUAACCUGAAUCAGUUUUCACAGAGAUGACGGCGUUUGAGAGCAACGAGACUUGACAAGUCCUUUCCUGCUUUAUGUGAGAGGGUGGGUAGUCUGUGUGUGUGUGUGUGUGUGUGUGUGUGUGUGUGUGUGUGUGUGUGUGCGUGUGUGUAUAUGUGUGUGUGUGUGUGUGUGAGACCAAAAAUGGCCAUCACCUGACUCGGUGGGAACAGAAACCAAAAGAGGGAAACUUGAUCACCUCCUGACUAGAAAAUACUUUAACAAAUCUGAGACUUUAUUUAUUCAGUUCAAUGUUUGUGUAUAUGUUUUUGUCGACGUAGGGGCAAGAAAUGUAAUUUUAAUUUGCCUCGUGAUGAGAUUUUACUUGUUAAAUGUUUCGUUGUGGUUAUGUUAUCUGGGAGAAGGGGGUCACUCUAACAUAGUGAACGGCAAACUUUGACAUUUGUAUUUCUGUCGCCAAACACACCGCUCAGCCCUGGCAUCAGCCAAAUUUUGUCAGUUUUGUGAGUUUUUAUACGUUAUCAUAGAGCUGCAUACACUCCAGUUAUAUUUUACUGUACCUUCAGAUGAGUUUUUAGAAGAAAAGUCUGUCCUAACAAUUAAACACUUUGCGUCUUGUGUUGGACUUUUCUUUGCUUGAUAUCUAGCAGAGUCACAGUGGUGUUUUUAUUUAGUUUAUUUUAGUGAAAAGUAAAACCGCAUCAGGUUUUUGCUUUUAAAAUCAAAGAGAAAGAGCUGCUUUUGAAACACCAGUGUUGGUUUGAUUUGCACACUAAUGACUGCAUGUACCGGAAUGCAAACACGCCCAACAGAACAUUUAGUUUUUUAAGUGCAUUGCGUUGCUCUCAAUUUUGUCUGUCUUCGUUGCUGCUCUGUUAGCAUGUUGUUUUUCCACUGAAGACAUACGAAUCACAGGUGACUCCAGUGACCUUCUCUCUAAGUGAUAUGGAAAGGUAUUCUUGGAAUUGUGGGUGAAGGAAAAUGGAUAUUGACACAAAUAAUCACAAAUUGGGUAUAUCGGAGUGUUUGAAGGUGGAUUGUUUUUUUGUUUUUUUACCGCUGCAGCAUCAAAAUAUCAAUCGGCACAGCUGAUAUGUUUUCAAAUCGCUUCAUUUCUCUUCUGUCAGUGAACGAACACUGUGAAACUUUGUGAAAAUAGAACUACUGACGCGCCUGUGUAGCUGUAGCGAAACAUCUGCUCAGCUUGUCAUUAUUCUCCAACCGCAACAGGACUCCUCCGUACGGAAAAGAGGAAAUACGAAGCACUUUUAUUCAGAUUUUUAACAUGAAUCGGGAACCAAAGCAUGAGGAAAUGUUGAUUUACUUUGUUUUUGAAGCUGAUGUUUUCAAGUUUCAUGAAUCUCUUUCAUACUUGGGGAAAGCCUAAAUGUCACAAGUUUUUUGGAAAAGGCCAAGAAAAUUCACUCACAGAUACAUUUAGUUGAUUUAACUGCACAAAGACAAAGAGGAAUUGUUGAGUCCCUUGAUGUCACAUGAAUUUCUACACAAGAAAAAAACAGAUAUAUCCUUGUUAUAUUUGGAUCUGAGCUGACAGAAAGCCAGGUUUGCAGCUGUUUGAGCUGAGCUGAUUUGUCUUUUACACCUGGUUUGUUGUUUCUCUAUAGAACCUGUGACUGUUUCCGUGCCGCCAUGUAGCACAGCGUUGCCUUAAAACCCUCAAGUUUGAGUCCAGCUCCCCUGAUCCCUUUAAGUGCACAGCGGCACUGUCCAGUUUAUGAUUUUUAAAUGUUCAGUGUGGAGAUUCACAACACUAAAAUCACUACAGACUGGAAUUUUAACGUUGUUAUCGGUUGAGUUAAAACUCAGUGGUUGAAGCGAAGGAUACAGAUAUUUCAGAGCCAAAAUUAGAUGAUAGAGAGCAGCAAAUAAAGAUGAAAAUGAACCUAAAAUGACCCCGUUUGUGGUGUCAGUGAUAGUAGUGCUGUUGCCAGUUUAGAAUUUUCUACUGUCAUGUCGGUUGUUUUUAUGAUAGAAGCAACCAACGUAAAACUAAUGCAAAAUUUAAAAGAAAGUCGUUUUCAGAGCUAUUGCUCAGUAUUUUUAGCAGCAGAUUUUUUGAAGCUCGGAACAAAUACAGGUUUAAUACUAAAGCUUAAAUCAGGAGCUGAAUGCACAACUUUAUUCUGAAAAGCAGCAACAUUUUUCUUAAAUCUCACUUCAUGUCACCGUCUCCUUCAGACCCUGAGCCAAUAUUUCUGCUCCAACUGAGUCAGUGUAGUCUGAGAAAAUACUCCUGUGAAAACAUUGCAUUAUUUCAUGCAGUUUGUGGACAUUUCUGAACGCAUUGAAAUACCUUAUACAAUAGAUGUUUGCAUGCCGAGGUGAUCAGCUGGAGCUAACACUGACCAAUGCUAUUGGAAUAUAUUGUCGUUACAUCCUGACAGAGUAGUCAUAUCAACUAACUAUUCACCUUUGCACACCAGUUUAGCCUAUAAUGUCCAGAAAACACCAGCGAUAUGUUUAAAAUUUUAAGCGAAAAUCCCCGUGAGUAAAAGCAUUCCACCUGCUGAUGUUUAAUUCAUCCCGUAACGUUACUUCUGCUUUUAAGAAAUGUUCCUUUCCUGUCUUUUUAAUGAAAACUCACCACCGUUCCCCACUAAAACAGCUCAUCUGUGAUGAAAAAUAGCAGCACUUUAGUUGGAAAAACAGUAUUUUCCCACUUUGAGAUAACUUUGGCAAAAUUUGCUCAGCUGCUCUGUUGCAACGCCGUUAUUGGCCGAGAUUUCAUAACCGGGUCUUUGCCGGCUCCUUAUCAUGAUGCAGCGCUUUUUCUUUGAAUUUCACUGUGACGUCUGAAAAAGCGUGAGCAGCUCCUGGCUCACCGUUCUGUUGCCUUCGCUGUCUUUUAAUGACUGUGCUGGAAUUCUUUUGUGUUCAUUCCUGUUAUUUUUAAGAAACACUCACACUUCCAUUUCAAAUGACUGUUUUUGUAGGUUUUUAUGGUUGUUGAAAUGUGUUUUGUUUAUACCUGUGUACAUGUUGGAGUGCCCCCCGCCACCACCGCCUGCUUUAAAUCGUACUGGGUUUGGGUUCAUUAUGGUGUGUGUGAAUGUGUGUGUGAGUGCCUGUGAAUCGAUUCUGUUUUGUUUUUUGGGUUUUUUUUGUACUUCAGAAUACUGUCAGUAGUCGUGAUAAACAACAAUCUUUUCUUUUUUUUAUUCGUCAUGAGUUUCAUUUGGGAACAGAGCGAAUGGAGCGACUGGCAUUUGGGGAAAAAUAAACUGAUUGUCCUUCAUUCUCUCUGGCAUGCUUUAACUUAAAGAGAAAAAUCAGAGAAACAAGGUGUAAAUACUGUUUUAUAAUUUCUGUCUUAAUGAGUUUUGAAGAUGAUGAAAGUUAUUAAUAAACCUGAGAUAUAUUUCUCUAUGGA
This is a messenger RNA of Amphiprion ocellaris (clown anemonefish), 7629 nucleotides long. RefSeq names its product metal transporter CNNM4 (gene cnnm4b). Bases 29 to 2542 code for a protein of 837 amino acids. Gene Ontology annotation, biological process: magnesium ion transport; magnesium ion homeostasis. NCBI's taxonomy places the organism in Eukaryota, Metazoa, Chordata, Actinopteri, Pomacentridae. The record is from RefSeq and is a predicted model, not a curated record. Gene Ontology annotation, cellular component: plasma membrane. Gene Ontology annotation, molecular function: magnesium ion transmembrane transporter activity; sodium ion transmembrane transporter activity. The transcript is spliced from 9 exons.